Chilo suppressalis (striped riceborer) is the source of this 5092-nucleotide messenger RNA. The record is from the annotation of a GenBank genome assembly. Lineage: Eukaryota; Metazoa; Arthropoda; Insecta; Lepidoptera; Crambidae.
AAAAAAACUAAGUUUACUGUUUUAUUCUUUCCUAAAGUUAAAAGUGUUUUAAGAUAAAUUUAGUCAGACGAAAGAAUCCACCUACAGUAACACGACGAACAAUGACAUUUAGUUGUUUACCACAAGAGACGUCAAAAUCAUGGCGAAAGUGGCGAACAGCGUUUUUAGUGUUUAAAAAAUAUAGACUAAAAAAUAUUUUUUAAAAUUAAAUUUCUACAGCAAUCUUCUGCUUUUAUGAAGUGAAAUCGAUAUAUUAAGGUUCCUUAGACUAAACACUUUAAGAAAUAAACAUUUAUUUAAUGCAAUUCGACAUGAGUAAACUAGCCUUAGGAAUCUGAAUCUGAGUGCAUUCUGGCCGCACCCGAUCCCGUCAAAAACUCCACUUUUUUUAUUUGUCAAGCAAAGAAUACUAUGUUCAUACAGCGAAGUUUUCAGUCAUUUCGUAUGUAUAAACUAAGUAAAUAUAAAGCUUUCCAUGAGUUCUAUGAGCAUUCAUCAUGCAUCGUAUUUUUCAGGGUUUGACGCUUGAAAUACAGUCUUCAGAUUCAAUAAAAGUCCAUACUAUAAACUACUCAGAAUAAUGAUUUUCAAAAUAGACUUUCCAUGGCAUCUAUGGCCUUACCCAAAAAAAUUAAAUAUUCAGCAUUGUUCUCUUAUUAGUCUGUGAUUCAGCUGUCAAAAAAUUCGUUGCCUGGCAACUGCUACUCAAGUUUUGUUUGUUCGAAAAAUGAAAAGUUCGGAUUUAACUUUAUCAUCAAUACUUUAAAAUAAAACUGAAACGCAUCAUCAUUAAAGACAUACUAUACUGCGAGAGCAAUUAAAAAGUUAUUUCGGAAAUGGCUUCAAAUGAAAAUAGUUUGUCUACUAAAGAAUUUUUGGACUUUGAAAAGACAUGCGAAGCUUACAAAGAUUGUGACGAAGAAAUCAAAACAAUAUUUUCCGAAAUAAAUAAACUAUCAGGUGGUGAUAACAAUAAUAAGGUGAUAGUCGAAGAUAUAGAUGAUGUUGAAUUGAUUUUGAAAAAAGCAGAAGAUAUUGCUUUAGAGACAGAGAAUUUACUGAAAAAGAGUCCUAUUGCAGCAGUUUUGAACAGUGACAUGACUCAGAGUGUUGUUCCACAAAUUAAAGUAAGUAAGCCCAAUGAAAAUACUGAGUGUGUCGAAGAAACUUCACCCACAGGUUCUAAGGUAAAUCGAAGUACUAAGCAGAAUGCCAAAGAGACUAACGAAAUUCGGCGAAAACCAAAGUUGAGACCUUUCUCUGCUGGAGUUAUCGAUUCAAAGAAGCGAGAGACUGCGAAAGUUGCAAGAUUUGUAACCAACUCACCUAAAAAGAGUGCGAUUUGUAAACACGAAGGAUUGUUUGAAGAACUAAAAGACACAAAAGAAAGAACUAAAAGUAUCGAAUUGUUAAAUGUUCAAUUAACUGAGGAUAAUACGAUUCUUCGAAAAAAAUUAGAUCAAAUUAACGAAAAGAAACAUGUUGCUGAUUUGAAACUAGCAGAAUGUGAAAAUUUUAUCAGCAGGCUUGGUAAGGAGUACGAAAAUAGAAAUAUGGAGCUGAAAACUGUUAAAGAAAGCGAAGGUAAAAUUAUGGCAGAGUUAAACAAAGAACGAAAUGAAAGGAAAAAUUUAUCAAUACAACGUGAUAAAGACGCAAUAGUUAUUAAAGAUCUCCAGAGACAAGUGAAAGAGAUGGAACUUAUACUCAGAAGAAAACAUCCGGAUUCUGUAUCAGCGUUAAUAGUGGCAUCAAAGUCAUCAACAGUGGAAGACAAUAAAAAGAAGUUACUAGAAGAACGAAUCGCACGCUUAGAACAAGAACUCCAGGAUAAAGAGGACCAUUUCCAGGGAAUAUUGUUGACACUACAAGAGAAGUUCAGUGACAUGAAAGGAAAAUAUGAAAAUCAUAUAAUAGAUGUGGAGCGUCAAUUGAUGGAAGAUCGUAAAAUUAAUUCAGAGCUUAAGAAUAAAAUAAAUAAAAGUAAUCUUAUCGAUGCUGCCGUCCAAACUGUGCCUAAACCUCAACAUACUAUUUCGACUCAAACUUUUUUGAAGCCAGACCGAGCUUCUUCGGCUGUUAGUAGGUUAACACAAAACUCUACUUUGUUGUUGAAUAAAUUGAAGGAAGAUAGUUAUUUAGUGGCCACGAUAAAAGGAAUGCAAACAGAACUUACUGUCAAACAACGAACUAUUGCAAAGAUUAAUAGAGAGACUGAAGAACUAAGGAAAAAUCUACGGAAUCUACAAAAAGAGAAAGAAGUAUUACUUAACUUAAAUCCUCAAAAGAAGACCGGUUGUAAACAGGCGAAGUCGACGGAAAACAUAUUGGCUAGAAUGAACACGGAGAUGGAGUCUGAACUUGUAGAAAUCCGAAAGCAAAGGGAAGGGCUUAUGCUGGAAAGAAACAGUUUGCUGGAUUCCUUAAAACGUACGAACGAAGAAUUCAUACUGUUGAAGAAAAAAAGGAUACAAGAUCUUCACACUCUACAAUUAGCUCACGAGAAGGAGCUAAUGCAAAUGAAUAUGCAAGUUUACCCUCUCCAGGAGGAGAUUAAACUGCUCAAUCGAACUGUGGAGAUUCUCCAGGAUCGAGUUAGAUCUGCCGAUGACAAACUAGUCAAAUAUCAAGCUGGUCUCAAAGAAGAUUUGCAUGCUGGCGGGGACACCGGUAGCCUAAGGAGUCUUGGUAAAAAGGAUAAUCGCUAAAUUACCUGUGUUGUUUAGGUAAGUAGGCCUUAUAUCCGUGAAGUGACAUUUACAUAAAUACUAAAGGCACUGAAGUAUAUUAUGGAAAUUUUGAAAGAUUUAAAUGGGUUGCAUCUUUUUUAGGGUAUGUUCUUGUGGGUAAAGCUACGUGUUUUUCGUUUUAUCCGCAAUGAAAGCUUUUUUUUACUGGCGGGAUUGCUACCAUGUAAGUUUGAAACAAAAUGCUCUGCAAUUAUUCACAUGUAAAAAAUAUCCGAUGCAUAUAUACCACAGCCAGACACUCAUUCCCAUAUUUUUACCAAACAAUCGUGUCGAUCGACUCGAGGAAUAAGCUUAACUACAGAUUCACUAAUAUCUUUUGUAAAAUGCAGGGGCUUUCUUUGCAAUACGAUGUUGCAUUGCAUCCAAGUUAUUACAAAAUCUUUUUAAGUAGACAUUGGCAGAAAGAGUUUGGUAGAACACCAGUAAUUUUAAGUAGGUAAAUGAGAAGUAUGUAGAAGGUAGUGAAAGAGGCUUUGAUUGUUUCUCCAACGAUAAGGAAUAGGUUCGUAGUUAAAUUUCUUUCCAGCCAAAUAUUCAGUAUUAACUUAACAAUAUUAUUAAUAUUAACAGUUCCGUAUCUAAGCAGAUAUAUUAAAUAGAAAGCAUAUUGAUGCUUGUUUAUUAUUAUAGAAGUCAUUGUGCACUUUAGUUUUGUUUUACUGCAAGAAAACGUAGUUUAGUUAAUGUUACAAUUUUAUUAAUACUAAGCAGUUGUGUGAAAUCUUCUUCAGUAAGUACAUAGGUAGUUUACAGUCACUGUGUGUGGAAAAACUCUUUGCAUAUAGGUGGUUUUAAUCGUAAAUUUUGUAAUUUUAUCACGUUCUAUAGAAGACUGUUAUAUACGUUCUACGUAGGGUCAAUUAUGAUUGAAUAACGUAGAUGAAGAUACUCUUCUCUCUUUAUUCCUUAAGUCUGACAACUUGUCUACGGCACAAAUAAGAUUUCGAGAGUAACUUAAUCUAAGUAACUUAAAUGAAAGUGAUAAAGAUUGUGUUAAAGAAACGUGUAAAACAUUAUUUUCUCGUUAGUACCUACAUAGGGUGAGCUUAGGUAACUACGUUUAAACAUUGGUUCUUUGCCCUAUUUUUUUGUUAAGUAACUGUUUAAUACCAAUCGUAUUAAAUUUUAAAGCAACUUGCAUUGACUCGUAAAUAUUGUAAAAGUAAAAUACGUUGUGUGUUUUUAGUUAUUGUUAGUAAAAUUAUGAUAAUUAGAGAGAUUUACACAUAAUUGUAAUUUAGUAUUUAUGAUAGGGACCAUCAGUAGUUUUAUGAAGAUUUAAGUGUUCUCGAGUGCCUAUGCUGGACGAAACGCAAUAAUAUAAUUCCUUUAUUGUUUGAUAAGGAAAUAAGGAUUAAUAAGCCCAGAUAAUGUACUGAAUAACAAAUAUUUAAAUCGUUAGAUAUAUCCUCGUCUCACCGCAGAUUAGGUAUUUCAGUGUGAGAUGAGUAUCUACCUAAGUCCAUUCGUAAGAGCGGUUCGUGCAAAUAAAAAAACAAUGUAUGCGAUUACUUAUUCAUUACUUGUGAAUGCCGAGAUAUUUACCUACACUAUAACUUGGGCUUAAACAUUGUUAAAUGCAGUGGCGGCGCUAGACCACAUGUGGACGUCGUCGGCGACAUCAAGUUCGCGAGGCCUAUUUUACUUCGCAGUAACAAACCGUAAAAUUAAGUGAGCCAAAUUAUAAAAUAACGUAUGAGUAAACGAGUUUUAUUGUUGAUAAUCAAAUGAUGACAAAAAAUAAUUACAAACAUAGAAAUUUAAUUACAAAAAUAGUGUUGCCAAACAGACGAUUCUGAAUAUCCGUAAAGUACUACUCGCUUCCAUCACGCACGUGCUCGAAAAUAAUAAAAGUCAUUAUCAUUUGAUUAGCUUUUUCCCCGAAUUGUUCGGGGUCGGCUACCUAAGCCAGGCCAGGAGAAACGAAAAUAAAUAGGUAACUUGUAAAAUUUUUUUUGCGAGGUCCCCUCAGGCGCGAGACCGUCGGCGGUGGCCGACCGACGUCGCCGACGCCUAGCGCCGCCACUGGUUAAAUGUUGCUUAUUUAGCAGGAUGUAGGUUUGUGAAUUGUGAUUGAUAGUUAUUAACAACGAUAUUGAUAACAUUGUUAUGGUUGUUUAUCAUAAACGAUAUUAUUAUAUUAGUACUUACUUAAGUACUGAGACCAAUCUAACGGCUUAGAUAUUUGCUGAAUAAAAUUUGAAAUUAGUUCCUAAUACCCAUGUAUACGGGAAAAUGUCUAGUCCAAAUAUUUUUGUGAUGUAUAAUUAUGGCUUGAUGUGAUGUCAGAAUAAUUAACGUGGUGCCUUCGUUUUAAUUGAAUAAAUGCAUUUAUUUCUCUU